AUGGGCAGCCCAGAUCCAGGACCAUGGGAGGUCUCUGAGGGUUCCUGUUUUGUUGCUCUCACCUACGAUCUUCUCGACGCCGCAUCUAUCAUGAAUCGAGUUCGCUCACCACAAGCAGGAGCCAUCGUCCUCUUCUCCGGCACGACACGCGACACAUUUGGCGAAAAGCCUGUUAAGGAGCUGCAGUACAGCGCCUACACACCGCUCGCCCUGCGCACCAUGAUGUCAAUCGCCAAGGCCUUGCUCGAGAAGCACGGGUUGAAAGGCGUCGCAAUGAUACACCGGCUAGGGACGGUCCCCAUCGGCGAAGAGAGCAUCCUGAUUGCGGUAUCUUCGCCACACAGGCAGGCGGCAUGGAGGGCUGGCGAGGAGGCUUUGGAGGAGUGCAAGGCCAAGGUCGAGGUAUGGAAGCGGGAGGAGUUCCACGGCGAGGAGGGCGUGUGGAGAGCAAAUCGAGAUGGAAUUGCCGGGCAGAAGGAGAUUUCAGGGGAACAGAAUCUCUCAGCAAGCACGAUUUCAAAUCAAACAAAGUGA
Molecule: messenger RNA, 534 nt
Organism: Colletotrichum orchidophilum
Lineage: Eukaryota; Fungi; Ascomycota; Sordariomycetes; Glomerellales; Glomerellaceae
Exons: 1
Coding region: 1-534 (177 amino acids)
Biological process (GO): Mo-molybdopterin cofactor biosynthetic process
Cellular component (GO): cytosol
Molecular function (GO): molybdopterin synthase activity
Source: RefSeq, a predicted model, not a curated record